Melampsora larici-populina 98AG31 is the source of this 750-nucleotide messenger RNA. RefSeq lists its product as uncharacterized. The transcript has 4 exons. The coding region runs from base 1 to 750 and encodes 249 amino acids. The record is from RefSeq and is a predicted model, not a curated record. NCBI's taxonomy places the organism in Eukaryota, Fungi, Basidiomycota, Pucciniomycetes, Pucciniales, Melampsoraceae.
AUGACACCUCCUAAUUCAGUUGAUAACAUUCAUAGUGAAUUGAGUAGACUUGUAGAAAACGCUUACCUUGAGAUGCCUCGAAAAUCUUUCUCAUCUUCAGACAACUCGAUGGAUAUUGAUACUCAGUACUCUCAUCAUCAUAAUCCUUAUCAUUUACAGAACGAUCCUCAGGCUGAAGAUCCAAGACUUUCAACACCUACCAAUCAGUCUACUGCACUUUGGGAUAAUAAAGGUCUACAGAAGGGAAAAGUAGGUCAAUUUGAAGUCUUAUGUGGGCCUGGCGAGGGAACUGGCAAGGCUUGGUCAAAGUGGCGAAAUCAUGAUGAACGACUCCCUGAAGAAAAAACUAAAGGAAUGGAAGCUUUGGAAAAACGAAUCGAGUGGACAGUAAAAUUUUUAUUAGAUGAUAUCAAACCUUGGAAAGAUGCUCGAGAUCGAUUGAAAAGCCUUUAUAUCUCGCUCUUGGCUUUGGGACAACCUACCAAAUUACAACUCGGCAUUUUGUUCACUUCAGUCUUUCCUCAAUUGAUUGAUUACAACUUGUUGGUUGAUUGUGAACCUGAGCACAAUAUCUUACUCUUCAGUCUACAAAUUGCUACAGUUCCCAGUGUAGUGUUUGUUUUGGUCAACAAUCAUGAAUUCUUGCAGAUGAUCCUCGAUUUACUCUAUUCUUUCUUUACUCAUCAAUUUGCACCUUCAAAUUUGAUACAUGGUGAUUUCAGAUAUAUCAUCUAUCCUCCUGACCUUUGA